UCAUCUUCAUCUUCAUCCUGCUCAUCCCUGAUGCAGCAUCACUCUGCGCUAUAGCACACAGCGCGCGAGCCGCGCGAGCCUCAUGGCCGUGUGUGUGUUAUAGGAAGAUAGACAUCUUUAUUAUUUAUUCUCUCUUUAUUCCAUGAUGCGUAAGCGGAAAUGAUCCUGACCUGAGUGCCACCUGCGCGCGGAUGCUCUCUCUCUCUCUCUCUCUCUCUCUCCCUCUCUCUCUCUCUCUCUCUCUCUGAGCUGAAUUAGAGAGCACCAACACCCACAGAGCUCUGUCCCAACAAUUCAUCCAUCCUCUCCCAUCGUGUCUCUCAGCACCAUGCUUCUCUGCUGAGACUCUCUCUCUCUCUCUUACUCUCUCUCUCUCCCCUCCACAAUGAGUCGUUUCCUGUCUAAGUUGGACCCCAGGCGUGUCCAGUGGGGGGCAUUUGGCUCCCGUGUUCUCCGCACCAAGCCGGUGGAGUCCAUGUUGGAAAGUGAGAGCAGCUCUAAACUGGCACGUGUCCUGACAACCUUUGAUCUCGUCUCCCUUGGUGUUGGCAGCUGCGUCGGCACGGGAAUGUAUGUCGUAUCCGGGCUCGUUGCUAAGGAAAUGGCCGGCCCAGGGGUCAUCGUGUCCUUCAUCAUUGCUGCUGUGGCCUCCAUCCUGUCAGGCGUGUGUUACGCUGAGUUUGGUGUGCGUGUGCCAAAGACGACGGGUUCUGCGUACACCUACAGCUAUGUAACGGUGGGCGAGUGUGUGGCCUUCUUCAUCGGCUGGAACCUGAUCCUGGAGUAUCUGAUCGGCACGGCGGCCGGAGCGAGCGCUCUCAGCAGCAUGUUCGACUCGCUCGCUAACCACAGCAUCAGCUCCUUCAUGAUCAGCCAUGUGGGCACGCUCAAUGGCCUCGGUAAAGGUGAAGAGGCGUACCCUGACAUCCUGGCCCUCGUCAUUGCCAUCCUCGUCACAGCCAUCGUGGCUCUGGGAGUGAAGAACUCCGUCGGCUUCAACAACGUCCUGAACAUUAUCAACCUGCUCGUCUGGGUCUUCAUGAUGAUUGCCGGGUUUUUCUUCGUCGACAGCUCCAACUGGGACGAAGGACGAUUCCUGCCAUUCGGCUGGUCAGGGGUGAUGCAGGGCGCGGCCACGUGUUUCUACGCCUUUAUUGGCUUCGACAUCAUCGCCACGACGGGAGAGGAAGCGAAGAGUCCGAACACCUCCAUCCCCUACGCCAUUACAGCAUCACUCAUCACCUGUCUCACUGCCUACGUCUCUGUGAGCGUGAUCCUCACCCUGAUGGUGCCCUACACCCUGAUCGACGCCGACGCCCCGCUGAUGGAGAUGUUCUCUCAGCACAGGUUCUACUCGGCCAAGUACGUGGUGGCUCUCGGUUCCAUCGCCGGACUCACCGUCAGUCUGCUCGGCUCGCUCUUCCCCAUGCCACGAGUCAUCUACGCCAUGGCCGGGGACGGCCUGCUCUUCAGGUUCCUGGCUAACGUGAGUUCGUACACGGAGACGCCGGCGGUGGCGUGUGUGGUGUCGGGUUUCCUCGCCGCCCUUCUCGCUCUGUUGGUGAGUCUGCGCGAUCUGAUCGAGAUGAUGUCCAUCGGCACGCUGUUGGCCUACACGCUCGUCUCUGUGUGUGUGCUGCUGCUGCGCUACCAGCCUGAAAGUGACAUCCACGGCUUUGUCAACUUCCUGUCUGAACAGGAAGUGGCCAGGAAGAGAGAGAGUGAGGAGAAGGAGGAAUACGAAGAAGGUGAUGAGUACAAUGUCGAUGAUGGUGGUGGGUGCAUCUCGACAAACACUUGUGGCGCUAAGAAUCUCCCUUCGCUAGGCGACAACGAGAUGCUAAUCGGAAAAUCGGACAAAACCAAGUCUAGCUACGCGGCUAAUCAUCCGAACUACGGCACUGUGGACAAAUCGACCGGGAUCGAGUCUGAUGAGACGGAAAAUGCUUAUGUGCAGAAGCUAAAGAGGCUUAUGGGGCCUCGUUAUUACACCCUGCGGAUCCGGUUGGGUCUUCCUGGAAAGAUGGACCGUCCCACAGAGUCCACCGGCCGGACGGUGACUCGCUGCGUUCUCCUGCUCUUCGUCCUCGUCUUCGCCUUCUGCUCCCUGAUCACGUUCGGCGUGGGCUUCAUCGCUGAGGGACAGUGGUGGGCCGUGACGCUGCUCGUACUGCUCGUGGUUUCCAUCUCGCUGCUCAUCUUCAUCAUUGUGCAGCAGCCGGAGAACCCCAAGCGUCUGCCCUACAUGGCGCCCUGCGUGCCCUUUGUCCCCGUCUCGGCCAUGUUGGUCAACAUUUAUCUCAUGCUCAAACUGUCCGGCAUCACCUGGAUCCGCUUCGCCGUCUGGUGCUUCAUAGGUGUGUUGAUUUAUUUUGGCUAUGGAAUGUGGAACAGCACACUGGAGAUCACGGCUCUGGAGGAGGAAGCUCAUGCCAGCACGUACCAGCGCUACGACAUGGGCGUCGACGACAACGUCGCUGUAGACGACGACCUUUGCCCUCCGGGAGACUGGAAACCCCAAAGCAGGACCGAGAACCAGAACCGCAACACAGAUGACGUUUCAGAUCCCAAAAAGUCCUCGUCGUCCCGCAGCAGAGCUAAAAACAAGAACGUGAAAACCAACUUCGAGGCUCUGGUGGUGGACGACGAUUUGGACGAGCCGUUGGAAUGAAAAAAGUCUUAAAAUCGUGGGUCCAGGGUGACAGAAACUCUUGGGCUAGAUGGUUCAGUCUGCACUCCAAAGUUUAAAUACGCUUACUGACCUAUUUAUCUGUUUUUAAUUUGUGUUUUUAACCUUAACUACUGACUGGAAUCGUAGAAAAAUGAAUUAUUAUUAUUCAGAUAGGCCUACUGCAUAUCUUUGCACUUUGCUUGCUAUCACACACUCCAAAGACGGACCGUUAAUUACUCCAUUCCUUUUUUGGAAUUGUAUUUUUUCAUUUUAAUGUCUCUCGAACUGCAGUAAUUAAUGCAUUGUUUAUUACAUGCUAGCUAGCUAAUGAGUCUAACAGCUUUUUCUGAGGAAAACAAACAGAUGAAAAUGUAACUUUUGUGAGAAGGUUCCAUCGGCGUUGGCAGUUUGCGGCAUUCAGCUAAAAAAUUUCUGACAUUCUGCUAACACGUAAACACGACAUGAUGAAAUUUAGCAAGCUAGAGUCCAGGGAUUCUCCUCCGCAUGAACGGUUAAAUGACCUUUUGACACCGAGUACCAGAUAAGGACUAAUGAAAGAUGGAAGAGGAAGCCUCAAGACACAGCCAAUCACAUGUCAGAUCUGCUUAAUUAACAUUAACGAUUCAUGUGGUGGGGUUUGGGUCCACGUGUGCUGCGUUCGUCUGUUUUUCAUUUUGAAAUGAAAAUGGGAUAACAGAUUUUUGUUUCAUUUUUGUUUCUCUUGGCAUGCACUAAAAUAGGAACACAGAUCAUUUUUUCAUAAAAAUAUUUUAAUAAUUAAAAUAUUAAUUCACUUUUAAUUGUUUCCACUUGUUUCAUCACACAAAGAAAUCAAAUAUUCAUGAAUAUUCAAAUAUGAAAAAAUCACACAUCUAGAUCAUGCGAGAUAAUUACUAGCUAGAAAAACAGAUUUCAGAUCAGUUCAAGAAUCCUCAGGUGCUGUGAUUUAAGAAUAUCUUAAUCACCCAGAAGUGCGGUUGAAAUAAAAGCGUCGUGAUUUUUAGCUAGUAAAUGUCAGUGUCUGACUGAGCUGAUAACAUUAGCUAAAUAGCUCAUUCGUGAAAAUUAGAUUUCUAGACUUUGUGCGAUGAAACAAGUAGAAACAAUUAAAAAACGAAUCAAUAUUUUAAUAUUAAAAAUAAUUGUAUGAAAGAAAUGUAUUAAUUUUCUAUUGUGGUGAAUGUCAAGAGAAAAAUAACAAAAAUAAAAAGCCGUUUUCUUGUUUUCUCAUUUUCAUUUCAGAAACAAAAAACAACGUACACUGUCCAGCGUGCCGCAGUUUAGCGGUAACGCCAAUACGCACGUACGAUCAUUCACUUCCUGUUACCGCAACUCACGACAACUAAAACUCUUCAGACCAAUCACACGCCACGGGUUUGUUCCGAAAUCCAACUUUCAAUUCUUACUAUCGUUCAGCGUCUGUGAAGCUAAGACCGAGCUCAGCUAAGAUCUGACAGGAAGAGAAAAUCAAGCUGUAUAUAAACUGUAACUACGUGAAAACGUUGGAAUUAUUAACAGAGUUUUAUCAUUUAAAACUCAGAGCUAGCCAUGAGGAGAUGAAGCGUCUGCUCUAAACAGGUUAUUAGGUUACAAUGAAUUUCCGCUUUCAUCCGUUCUCUUCUUUCUGUUUUCACUUUCAGGUGCCGUAACCAAAAAGUCGAAUCUCAGUCGUACGUUGAGAAGAAGUUGUGCUAGUGACUGUUUUUUUUAAAACCUCAUAUCAGAAUCUUCUUUCUUUCUAACAUCUAGCCCAAGAGGUGGCGCUCUAACCAGCCACAGUUUGCUUGCGAUUAGUGCCUUCAUGCGUCACGGUGUCUCUGAUCACGACUGCUCAUGCUUACGUACGUCUGUAUUUGUGUGUGUUUAUUUUCGUACGAGGAAAACGGCAUGACACGGGCGUCUUUAAUCAUUCCAAACGUUGAAUCAUUUGUGCCUGUUAGCUUGCCAUGUUCCACCAUUUUCUCACCAGCUCUGUGUGCUAGCAUUCCGCUCAACCCCUACGAUCUCACGCCGCAUUCGUGCAGAUUCAAGCCAAUCGAGUUUGUAUGAAACAUAACCCCGCCCCUCAUUCAGACCUUCACCAUUCAUGUGUUUUUUUUAACGAAUGCGCAGUUGUGAGAUCAUGUUGGUAUGGUUUGUGUCUUUCUGCUGAUCGGGGCUUUCUUUUUUUCGGAGGAUGUUUGAUGUUUAAAGUUUUGUUUUGUCACUUGAGCUGCGAAGCGUACGAGUUUCUCACACACCAAACGUGUGGCUGAUCGUUUUUCCAGGCCCAAAGCUAAACUCAUUCCACCGUAAGAGGCCUUACGUUUUUCAGUUUCUAACAUAUAUACUGUCCAAAAAAAACAAAAACUAAAGAUAUUAUUGAGUAUGUUUGUUUAAAUGAACGUUAAAAAAAAGAAAUUCUUUGUUCAGUUGCAUAGUGACCUGGGUUUUGGACAUGCUACGCUAGGUUGUGCCACACAAUGCGCAGUCAUCUGUAAUGUACAGAGCUUUAUUUCAGGCAGUUUGUGCGUAUUUGUGUGUGUGUGUGUGGUUUAUUGUCCAUGUGCGUUUGUUUCAAUCGUGUAGCAUGUGGAAAUAAAACUUGCGUCGCUGAGUAAUUUGCAUGUGUGAAAAACCACAACAAGACACAAAACAGCUCUCUGGCUGUGUUCCAAUUCUGUUUUUAAUGCGCCCUUGCUGACUUCCCCUUGGUCCUGAAGUCCCAUCGGCUGUGUUAAGGGCUGUUCUGUUACCGUAUGAGUUUGAAUGAAAUUGAUUAGAAUUGAUUGAAUUGAUUGAAUAGAUUGAUUGGAUCGAACUGAUGCCGGUCCUGGAUUUGCUCACUGAAAGGGGCGGAGCUUAAGUUAGCUGACACUCACCCCACAGUUGAUUAUUUUCACUACGUAAUUUGCCAAUGACGACUUUUUUUUUUAACUUUACUAAAGAAUGACGUGUACAUUUUAUCCAUUUAAAUUUACAUUUAUAGUUUAAUGUUGUAGAACACUUGUCAAAGCCUGACGUGGCUGUAAUCUUCAUCCCUCCGUGUAUAUGACGGAACUGCACAAAUUUAUUGCUCGAGAGUUAGCAUGUUAGCGAGUCAGUGAGCAAAAACACCACAGGCUGCUGGAAGUGCGCACUUCUGCGAAAUAAACGACGCGCACUUCGUAGGGAGCGAGGGCGCGUUAAAAGUGGGUUGGGACGCAGAGUGUGACGCAGCACGUCCUCCUGUUUACAUAGCCAAAGUCUGCCGAACGCCAUUUUCCUUCACAAUCAGAAAUAAAAUGGCGUCUGACUUCAGAGUGCAAAAAAAAAAAAAAAAAAGUGAGGGAGACAAAAAGAGAAACGUAAAGAGGAUUUUUUUAUGGUUGUUUCAUAAAGAGGAGUUUUAACGCCACCACAUACAGGACGAGAAACCCAAAGAUCUGAGUGCAUGAACACCUGUUUCUAUUUUAUCAGCUACCAAUCACUAAAUAUCAUCAUCCUUUACUCAGUACUGUGUGUUCUGAUUGGCCGAGAGCAGUGCAGUGUGCUCUGAUUGGCCGAGAGCAGUGCAGUGUGCUCUGAUUGGCCGAGAGCAGUGCAGUGUGCUCUGAUUGGCUGAGAGCAGUGCAGUGUGCUCUGAUUGACUGAAAGCAGUACAGAGUGUUCAGAGUCGCUGACAGCAGUACAAUGUUUUCUGAUUGGCUGACAGCAGUACAAUGUUUUCUGAUUGGCUGACAGCAGUACAGCAUUUUCUGAUUGGCUGACAUUAGUAUAGUGUGUUUUUGAGUGGCUGAGAGCAGUACAGUGUGUUCUGAUUGGCUACGAGAGAUACAGUGUGUUCUGAUUGGCUGAGACCAGUGUUAAUGUGUUCAUAUAUUUGAAAAUAUACAGUUAUCAAAGUAUUCUAAGAACUUUUAAGAAUUUAUGGCAUUUUCAAUAUAAUCAUUCAUUAAAUAUUUUUAACUGUAUUUGGCAUAUUUUUAGAGAAUUGCAUUGGAGUUUGGGGUUUUUAUAAACUUUAUACCAUUUAAAGUUUCAGACUAAAGUGUGAAACUUUCCGUUAAAACACACUGAUGGAAUGUUGAAGGAUUUAAAUUAGAGCUGCCAGCUGAUGAUGUCAUCAUGGAUGUCACACCAGCCGACCAAUCAGCAGCUUCGCUUCAAAUCACACUCAGUGUUCUAGCACACUCAUGUUUUUCUUCAAAUUACGAUUGUGACACGUUUUCAACUUGUAAAACUCGGUUAGGAAAUUUUUCGGAGUUUCUACGACAUGUUACAAACAAAACAGCAAAAAUCAGCCACUUUGUACAGUUUAUACAGACACAAUACAGACUAUAAUACAAUAUCAGGCUUUAAUUUAAUUAAUUAGUGAAAGAUAAAAUACGGUUUAGCUACGUCUAGCUAUCAUCGCUAUAGAAACAGGCUGACAGGAUAUACAGUAUGGGGUGAAGAAAGCGUCAGAUUAGUGUUUGAUAACUGAUAAAAAUAAAAACAGUUCCGCUCCAGGAGUGCACUCGGACGUUUGGAAACGAAGGCGUCUAUUUUUAACGAGCUCUUUUAGUAAUUUUAAGUUUUAGCAUUGACUGUAGUUUGAUCAAGACUCGAGCACCGAGACAGCGUUUCCACUAGAACAGGAGAUUGUGUAAAGGAAUAUUUUAUUACGGAUCUAUUUUAAAAAAAAAAAUUAGCUACUGUUAGCGGUAAGACUUGGCUAGCGUUUAUUUUAUCUAUUUCCUGUCGAUGGUGCACUCUGCGCAUUGUGGUGUUUGUGCGCGGAGUGUGUGUGUCAGGUGUGUGUUGUUCAGGUGAGAUCAGCUUCCCAAUGUGAACUUGUUCUUUCUGUGCAUUUUGGAUGUUAUUCUUGUAUGAUUUGAAAUGAUUUAAAAGAAAAAAAGGACAAAAUAUUUAUCUAUAUAUCUAUAUCUAUAUCUAUAUAUAUCUCAUUUCGUUUUUUUUCCCACCAUUUGUAGUCCUGCUGCCGCGUCACACUGUGUGAUGAUGUUGUCAUGGCAACAAUGAAAGCUGUUUAUUGCAGACCUGAUGAAGCGUCGCUCUUGAUUUGCCUGCUUUUGUUGAAAUAAACACUGAUCUGAGUUCA
Molecule: messenger RNA, 7733 nt
Organism: Pangasianodon hypophthalmus (striped catfish)
Lineage: Eukaryota; Metazoa; Chordata; Actinopteri; Siluriformes; Pangasiidae
Gene: slc7a14a
Product: solute carrier family 7 member 14a
Exons: 8
Coding region: 386-2671 (761 amino acids)
Biological process (GO): transmembrane transport; amino acid transport
Cellular component (GO): plasma membrane
Molecular function (GO): amino acid transmembrane transporter activity
Source: RefSeq, a predicted model, not a curated record